This is a messenger RNA of Nestor notabilis (Kea), 1686 nucleotides long. Its product is annotated as nucleolar and coiled-body phosphoprotein 1-like. The annotation marks the transcript as partial. Lineage: Eukaryota; Metazoa; Chordata; Aves; Psittaciformes; Psittacidae. The transcript has 10 exons. Gene Ontology annotation, cellular component: nucleoplasm; nucleolus. The record is from RefSeq and is a predicted model, not a curated record.
AAAGGUGUGAAACCUGUGAUGAAGCCAGCUGGAACCAAAAUCCAGCCUCAGAAGAAAGCAGAGAGUUCCAGCUCUGACUCAAGCAGCUCAGAUGAAGAAGCACCAAAGAAACAGCCACCAAAACCAGCAACACCUAAAUCGGGAAUUAAAGCUGCCCAGGCAGCCACCAAGGUGGUCAAUGGAAAAGCAGCAGGCAGUAGCAGUAGUAGUGAAGAUUCUGAUGAGGAAAAAACUGCACCAAAGAAGGCUGUUCCGAAGAAAUCACCUCUGCCAAAACCUGCAGCCACUCAACCAUGUCCAGGAAAAAACAAACGUGCCAAAGAGAGUUCCAGUAGCGAGGACUCAUCUGACAGUUCAGACGAUGAAAAGCCACCCGCAAAACAAAAGCCAAAGUCUGGUCCAUACAGUGCUGUGCCACCUCCUCAAGCUACACAGACCAAGAAAGGCCUUGCCAAGGCUCCUGCAAAAAAGGCUGAGAGCAGUGACUCUUCAGACAGUAGUGAUGAGGCAGAGGAGGUGCCCUCAAAGGGAGGAGCAGUCAAAGCAGUAGCAGCUAAAACAACCCCUGCCUCCCAAAAAAAGGCUGUGACUACCAAGAAGGCUGAAUCCAGUUCUGACAGUGACUCAGAUUCUAGCUCUGAGGAUGACAAGAAGAAGGUAGGGAAUAAGCUCCCAGCUAAACAACCUGUGGUGAAGAAUACUUCAAAACCAGCAAAAGUAGCUGUCAAGCCUGGACAAGCGAAGAAAGAUUCCAGUUCAUCCUCAGACAGCUCAGAUUCUGAUAGCUCUGACAAGAAAGCCCCUGUGAAGCCCACAACUAAAGCAGCAAUGCCUGCAACAAAUAAGUCACAAGCUGCCACAAAGAAAACACAAAGUAGCUCUGAUUCAGAUAGCAGCUCCAGCAGCUCUGGUGAUGCAAAGAAGAAGAAAACCACUCAAGCUAAAUUAGCUGGCAAAGUGGGUAAGCCAGUGUCCAAACCUUCUACCCCAGCUUCCAAAGCAGACAGUUCUGACUCUGAUAGCUCAAGCAGUGAAGAAGAAAAGAAGCCAGCAGUGAAACCAGCCGUGAAACCUACAGGGACAGCAAAAGCAAGUGUGGGGAAGAAGGCAGCUGCUUCUAGUAGUAGCAGCUCAUCCGAUAGUUCCAGUGAAGAGGAUGAGAAGCCCAAAAAGGCAGCAAAAGGGACCCAGAGCAAUUCUAAGACCGCUGCAUCCACAGAGAAGGCAAAAGCAUCCACGCCAGCAGCAAACAAUGUGAAGUCUAAGCCAGCUGGUGGCAGCAGUAGCAGCAGUGAAAGCAGCUCUGAAGAAGAGACUAGAAAAGUCAAUGGAGGCACAAUCGGGAAGAAACAAAAGAGGGAAGAUGUUCAGGAGCCAGAGACACCACACAGUAAAAAGGCAAAGAUCAAAGCUAAAACACCACACACAGUUCCCAAGGUGAAGCGGGUGACGUCUCCAUUCCGCCGCGUAAGGGAAGAAGAAAUUGAGGUGGAUGCCCGUGUUGCUGAUAACUCAUUUGAAGCAAAGAAAGGAGCAGCUGGUGACUGGGGUGAGAAGGCUAACAAUAUCCUCAAAUUCACUAAAGGCAAGUCUUUUCGCCAUGAGAAGACAAAGAAAAAACGAGGCAGCUACCGUGGGGGCACUAUAUCGACCGAAGUCAAUUCCGUCAAGUUUGAAAGUGACUGA